AUGCUCAUAAUAGAGGAAAGCACCAUGUCCGUGAGGAGUGGGUACUGUAAACCAGGUGGUAAUGCUACAAAGAUCAGGAAGGUAGUUGCCGAUGAGGUUGGGGUUUCAAAAUUUAUUUUCUGUCCUCCGAAUAUGGACUGGAAGGUGAUUGUAACGAGUACCGGUCGAAAGUUUUUUCAUAAUGAUAAAACUAAUCAGUCUGUGUGGCAGAUCGACGAUGAUGAUGUGAAUCAACAAUUAGAUAAAAUGAAUAAGGAUGAAAUUCUUCUGUUAAUUGGUAAAGCCAGAGGAUUGAUAGUUAAAGAGAAAGAAGACCGUCAAAAGAAGUCACAUAUGGAAAAACCGAUAGACCAAGAAAAGAAAGUAGAAUCCGAAAAAAAGGUCUUCAAAGAAGUUAAUUCGGCUAAUUCUCCUGCCAAUGUACUGGGAUUGCAAUAUUCUGAUUCUGAGUCAGAUGAGGACUCAGAUUCAGUUUCACAUGAAGACAAGUCUAUUAAUACUGAUCAAGAUAAAUCAGGGUCUAAUCCCAACUCCGAAUCGGUAUCUUUGGAAGAAGGACUUGGUAUGGAUAUUUCUAAUCUUUCCGAUUUUAGUCUGUCAGAUAAUGAGACCCCAGCUGCUAAGGAAGAGUCAGUGUCACUUUUUAAGACUCUGUUAGAUGAUGCCCAGUUAGAUCCCUUCAGUACAUGGGAAAUAGAAUCGGUAAAAAUCAUCCAUGAUCCAAGAUAUUUGGAGCUGGAUACUGACAAUGAUAGGAGUAGUGCAUUUAGUCAGUGGUCAAGAGAAAAAGUUGUCGGAAAGAUCAGUCAAACCGAUGAAGUAGAAAUCUCUGACGAUGUCUAUCAGUCGUUUGCCCAGUUUAUAAAGGAAAAGUUAGUCGUCACAGUUGCCAACAAACAUACUUUGAAGAAGCUUUAUUUUGCGGAGUUUAAACGAAAAUAUCGCAAGGACCCCUCGUAUCAGCGUCUGCUGCAGCAUUUGUCCGAAAAAGAACUAGAAUCAUUUUACAGACAGUUUGUUCCUUUUGAAGAAAAAAUAAUAAACCUGCCACAAGAUUCAAAAAGAAAGCUUUUGCUUGAUAUAACUUUCAAUUCAGCCCCACUAUUAGGAAAAGUCAAACAGUUUUUAAAAACGAAUCCAACUAGUGACCUAUUUGAGCAACUGCAAGGUCAAUCACCGCACCAGACUUAUAUCGAACUACUCAAGAAUUUUCAACUCAGUGACCAGUUCAUAGCAAAAAACAUAGUUCCCUUACACGGGUUAUCCAAUCAGGAUCAAUUGUCUCUAAAAGUUUCCAUUUUAUUGGAAGCUCUACAACUGCAGGCUCAAAAACUGAAGAGAUAA
This is a messenger RNA of Komagataella phaffii GS115, 1344 nucleotides long. RefSeq lists its product as hypothetical. Gene Ontology annotation, cellular component: nucleus. NCBI's taxonomy places the organism in Eukaryota, Fungi, Ascomycota, Pichiomycetes, Pichiales, Pichiaceae. Gene Ontology annotation, molecular function: transcription coregulator activity; RNA polymerase binding. The transcript has a single exon. The coding region runs from base 1 to 1344 and encodes 447 amino acids. The record is from RefSeq and is a predicted model, not a curated record.